AUAUCUAAAGCUACUUUACUGCAAAUUUGAAUAAUCUAAAGCUACAUCAACACUUAUUUGAGGUAAUUUGUGUGAAAGUAGCCUUAGAAUUUUUGAACGUUUAGUGUGAAAUUAGCUUUAGAAUUUUAACGCCUGAAAGUUUGCAACUUUGUAUACACCAAAAUUUUAACUUUUAACCUAAGAUUUUGUUUAUUUCGAGACGUUUGUUUGCAUUUAUUGUGUAAAAUUACUCUUAAAAAUGAGUAAACGCUCGCAAGAUGAUUAUAAUUACUACAAACACAAGAAACGACGACGUUCCCCUUCGCCUUCGCACUCAAGAGCAGAAGAUUCUACAAAAACUUUGAAAGAUGAAAUCAUUGAUUGGUAUGAUUUUAAACAUGAUUUGGUUGGAUAUUUGGAAAGCAAUUUUCAAAUCAAAGACACCGAGGAUUUCCGCUUCUAUACGAAAUAUCUAGCUGCCCAUCGCAUGAAAAUUUCGUCCGCUUCAGGCUCAAACUCAAUCACUGACAGAGGUAAACUUUUUCCAAUAAACUUUACAAAAUCUGCAACAAUUUUGUAUGAAAAAUUUCCAUUGUAUAAAAGAAAUGGAAAGAUACUGCCCUCUAAUCAAAAGUCUUUUGAUAUUUUAUUAGAAGCUGUGAGGACAUAUCAAGACUUUCAACAGAAAGGCAAGUUUAACAAGUUAAGGCAGUUGAGAAAGAGUCAAACUGACUUGCCUAUUGCAGCCUAUAAGCAGGAAAUUAUGCAUGAAUUACAACAACCUGGAGUGUUGUUAAUUGCAGGUGAUACAGGCUGUGGAAAAAGUACUCAGUUACCACAAUAUGUGCUAGAAGCAGGAUUUAAACGUGUUGCUGUCACACAACCAAGACGAUUAGCAUGCGUAUCGUUAGCGAAUCGCGUGGCAUUUGAAACAUUAAGCACGUAUAAACAUCAAGUCGGUUUUCAAAUAAGAUUUGAGAAGCAAAAGAAUAAAAAUACUAAUGUUAUAUUCUUAACUGAAGGUAUUCUAUUGCGGCAAGCAUCCGAUGGCGAUGUUUUAAAAGGCUACGAUUGUAUUGUCCUUGAUGAAGUCCAUGAAAGACAUUUGAAUAUGGAUUUUCUGGUUGGUAUCAUGAAAUGUUUGCUCAGACAACAAAAACUUAAACUUGUUCUUAUGUCAGCGACAAUAAACUUGCGUUUAUUCGAGGAAUAUUUUACAAGUGAACAAGUAAAAACAAUCAAAGUACCAGGUAGAUUGUAUCCCAUUGAAAUAAUCUAUAAACCUGUAUUAAAAGAUGCGUAUGAUUCAAAGCGCAAAGAUCGUUUUGAUUCCCAACCGUAUUUAAAUAUUCUAGAAUUGAUUGAUGCCAAAUAUAAACCGCAUGAGAAAGGUGAUGUGUUGAUAUUUUUGCAAGGCUUGCAAGAAAUACAAAAAUUAUCUGCAUCUGUACAGGAUUAUGCUGAGAUUAAAAAGAAUUGGAUUGUUUUGCAGUUGCACAGCAGUUUGAGCCUGGAGGAACAGGAUAAGGUGUUUUAUCAAGCACCUGAAAAUGUACGCAAAUGUAUUAUUUCAACGAAUAUUGCAGAAACUUCGGUUACCAUUGACGGUGUACGAUUUGUAAUUGAUAGCGGGAAGUGUAACCGCAUGUUGUAUGAAAGAUGUGGCGUGAAUCGAUUGUUCACCACGGAUAUCUCACAGGAUUCAGCGAAGCAACGCGCGGGUAGAGCUGGCAGAACUGGACCGGGGCAUUGUUAUCGUUUGUUUAGCGAGGAGGAUUUGUCUAAGUACGAAGCGGUACACACCGGGGAGAUUCAUUUGGUGCCUUUGGAGAAUCUAGUGCUGAAUAUGGUCACUUUGGGAUUGAGUGAUGUGCACAAGUUUCCGUUUCUAGAGAAACCCGCCGAUGAGAAACUUGUGCAAGCGGUUGAAAGGCUUUUGUUUCUUGACGCGCUGAAUAAAACAAAGGAAGCGCUUGUUUUGACCACAUUGGGUGAUGCAAUGUCUAAACUUCCAGUGGAUUUAACCAUUGGUAAAAUGUUGAUUACCUCGACGAUUUUUGGUGUUAUGGAUGCCGCUUUAACUUUGGCGUCACUUAUGAGUGUGCAGCCUCCACUCAAUGAAAAUCGAUUCUUUGACACGAAGGAAUCUCGCGAUCCUUAUGUUUCCAAUCAUGGGGAGCCUGUAACUUUGUUGAAUUUAUACAAAGCAUGGUUGGAAGUUAAACUUGAUGGUGGUUCCUACAAUAGAAGACGUUCUGAAGGUGAGAAUUCCAGGAAAUGGUGUAGGUCGCGUGGUAUUGAAGAACAACGUUUUUAUGAAGUGACAAAACUCGUUCAACAGUUCAGGGAGAUUUUACAGGACGCUGAACUUAUUCCGAAGUUUGAGGAUAAUCUUUCUGGACGUGAGAGGCAACAGAGGCACGGAGAGUUGAAACAAUUGAAACGAUUGCGUGCUGAUUUAAAGAACGAAGCGAAACAUUCCAAGAAGCGGCUUUCUCAUCGAUCUUAUAAUGACGAUGAGGAUGAUGACAACGCACAAGGGCAUGAUAUUAAAGAUGUAGAGUUUAGGAUUGUUAAUGAUUUUUCCAAAGUACAGAAAUUACUCUCCCAGACUAAAACGGAUAGUUUUAAGGAUCUUAUGUUGUUGAAGGUGCUUCUUACCGGUGCACUCUAUCCACAAAUUGCAGUGGAAGAUGAACACAAUUCUUCGAAGACCGUUAAUGAGCGUUUGUAUCAUACUAAGUAUAAAAAUUACGUUUUUCUACGCCCUACGAGUUACUUUGCAGAAAAUCCAGAGUUUUUUAACAUCCCUGACUCGGAUAUUGAAGUUCCACCAGCGGGAUAUUUCAGUAAGAAGCCUCUCAGUUCGAAGCAUCAACUUUUGGUAUUCCAGAAAUUAUUGGAGACCAAAAAGACUUACUUGAUGAAUGUCUAUCGGAUGCCAGCGCUGCAGACUCUGCCUUUUGGGCGCAACUUGUGUCUUAAUCGAACUUUUACAAAGUUGGCCGUAGAUGAUUUUUUGUUUAUUGAAAUUCCAAUUGUAAAUCAGGGUUUGAAAUUAGUGUUGGAAGCCGCCAGAUUGCGCAAGGAAAUGAAGGAAUUAUUGGAGAGAAAGUUAAAGAGUCAAGAUUUAAGUAGUGUGCAGGAUGAUUCAAGAAAUAUUGAAUUAUUAGAUGGUAUUAUUAAAUUUAUGUCUACUGUGCCUGUUUACAACAUAAAAAGAUUGCUGCCUGCUGAUGUUAAGUCCAUGUAUACUUUUGAAGAAAGUGAUUUUACUAAGAAAGAUAAAAAUCCUUUCGAUAAAGAUUUCACACCGAGUGCGAAUGAAUCCAAGGGCGGUGUGAAUGUCACCGAGAAUAUCAUCUGGGAUUGUUUGCCUAUGGAUGGUUAUGACAUUGACGUGGAGUCUUCGCUGCUUGAGACUCCUUGCGAAAAGUGCAACACGAAUCAGUAUUUCAUGUCUAUGUGGGAGUUUCUGCUACAUUCUCAAGUGUCAUGCGAAAGUUUAACGAAAGAAAAGCAAGAAAUUGUUGUGCCUGUGAAUAAUAAACCUGUGGCGGCGAAUGCGAAAACUUACACAUGCGAUAAAUGCAAACAAAAUUUAGUUUUAUCACCUGUUGACUUUCUUAAGCAUAAAAAGUAUUGUGUUCCUAUAAAACAAGAAAAGUUGUGAUUUUACUGAAUAAGAUUUAUGGUAGUAAUUAUUGUAAUUAAUAUAUAUAUAUACAAAUUGUAAGUUUAAAAUAUA
Messenger RNA from Dalotia coriaria, 3727 nucleotides. RefSeq names its product probable ATP-dependent RNA helicase DHX34. Lineage: Eukaryota; Metazoa; Arthropoda; Insecta; Coleoptera; Staphylinidae. The record is from RefSeq and is a predicted model, not a curated record. Gene Ontology annotation, cellular component: intracellular anatomical structure. Gene Ontology annotation, biological process: nuclear-transcribed mRNA catabolic process, nonsense-mediated decay. Gene Ontology annotation, molecular function: RNA binding; ATP binding; helicase activity.